GUAUUCUCUAACUCAACCACAGAUACACACAAAGAGUACACAGAGGAGGCUCUGGACCCAAGCAGACUAAAGGCUCUCUCUCUUUCUCUCUCUCUCCAUUAAUGGCUGCUUUAAGCACCAUCAUCAAGAGAAGAUCCAUAUCAUCAUCAUCAUGCAAUCUUGGUAAUCUUAUCAGAAGCUCCAGAUGGGUCUCAACUCAACCCAUGGUUGAUUCUCAUGACCCAUCUUUUGUUCAAAGAAUCAGAGAUCUGCCCAAAGAUCUCCCUGGUACUCACAUCAAAAAGGAAGUCUCUCAACUCAUUGGGAGAACUCCCCUUGUAUUUCUUAAUAAAGUUACCGAAGGUUGUGGAGCCUAUGUUGCCGUCAAGCAAGAGAUGAUGCAGCCCACUGCAAGCAUCAAAGAUCGACCGGCAUUCGCCAUGAUCAACGAUGCAGAAAAGAAAGGGUUAAUCACUCCUGGAAAGACGGUGUUGAUUGAGCCAACAUCGGGAAACAUGGGGAUUAGCAUGGCAUUUAUGGCGGCCAUGAAAGGAUACAAGAUGGUUUUGACCAUGCCCUCUUACACGAGCUUGGAAAGAAGAGUGACUAUGAGAGCAUUUGGAGCUGAUCUAAUCGUCACUGACCCAACCAAGGGGAUGGGAGGAACUGUUAAGAAAGCUUAUGAGCUUCUUGAAUCCACACCGGAUGCUUUCAUGCUUCAACAAUUUUCAAAUCCCGCUAAUACACAGGUGCAUUUCGAGACAACUGGUCCUGAGAUAUGGGAAGAUACUUGCGGGAAAGUAGACAUCUUUAUAAUGGGAAUUGGAAGUGGUGGCACUGUAUCUGGAGUUGGACAAUAUCUCAAAUCCCAAAAUCCUAAUGUUAAGAUAUAUGGACUUGAACCUGAGGAAAGCAACGUACUGAAUGGAGGUAAACCAGGCCCUCAUCAUAUAACUGGCAAUGGGGUUGGAUUCAAACCAGAUAUAUUGGACAUGGAUGUGAUGGAAGAAGUUCUUAUGGUUUCUAGUGAAGAUGCUGUGAAUAUGGCUAGGCAGUUAGCAUUGAAGGAGGGACUUAUGGUGGGGAUAUCAUCAGGGGCUAACACAGUUGCAGCACUUAGACUUGCAAGAAGGCCAGAGAACAAAGGCAAACUUAUUGUGACCGUUCAUCCAAGCUUCGGAGAGCGAUACUUGUCGUCUGUCCUGUUUCAAGAGCUGAGGAAAGAGGCCGAAAACAUGCAACCAGUUUCCGUCGAUUAAGCACCAAUCUAAGAUCUGAAAAAUGCCCACGUCACGUAUCUUGUAAUGAUGUGAUCAAAUGUGAACUUACACGAAGUUUUCAGUUUCACUUGUAAAAUGCUUUCAUGUUUUGGGAGUUAUGUUGUUUUUCAUUUUUAUUUAUUAGAUUGGGAGAGUUAUGUUGUUGGACAUUAAUGUUAAUUGCAUCGGUAAUUUGUUGUCUCGGAA
Camellia sinensis is the source of this 1445-nucleotide messenger RNA. It is a transcript of the gene CYSC1, whose product is annotated as cysteine synthase C1. NCBI's taxonomy places the organism in Eukaryota, Viridiplantae, Streptophyta, Magnoliopsida, Ericales, Theaceae. The record is from RefSeq and is a predicted model, not a curated record. Gene Ontology annotation, molecular function: cysteine synthase activity.